Molecule: messenger RNA, 1923 nt
Organism: Vombatus ursinus (common wombat)
Lineage: Eukaryota; Metazoa; Chordata; Mammalia; Diprotodontia; Vombatidae
Product: solute carrier family 23 member 1-like
Exons: 15
Coding region: 108-1904 (598 amino acids)
Biological process (GO): transmembrane transport
Cellular component (GO): membrane
Molecular function (GO): transmembrane transporter activity
Source: RefSeq, a predicted model, not a curated record
UGAAGCUGCUGCUUGACUGGGGAGCUGUCUUCCCGCUGACCUCUCUAGGGAGACCCUGGCUCGGUUGUCGGCAAAGCAGACGCACCUCCCAGCCCUGCAUCCAAAGGAUGGGGACCCAGGAGGACCACACAGCUCUAGCCCAGGAGACUGAGGGCUCCACCCUCUCCAGGGCACCCCCAGAGAACCCCAAGGCAGACAUGCUCUACAAGAUCGAGGAUGUGCCUCCCUGGUACCUCUGCAUUCUCCUGGGAUUCCAGCACUACCUGACCUGUUUCAGUGGCACCAUUGCUAUACCCUUUCUCCUUGCGGAUGCUCUAUGUGUAGGCAAGGAUCAGUACGUGGUCAGCCAACUCAUCGGCACCAUCUUCACCUGUGUGGGCAUCACCACCCUCAUCCAGACCACUCUGGGCAUCCGGCUACCCCUGUUUCAAGCAAGUGCCUUUGCCUUCUUGGUCCCAGCUGAAGCUAUCCUGUCCCUGGACAAAUGGAGAUGUCCCCAAGAAGAGGAGAUCUAUGGUAACUGGAGUUUACCCCUGAACACAUCACAUAUUUGGCACCCACGAAUAAGAGAGAUCCAGGGGGCAAUCAUGGUGUCCAGCACAGUAGAGGUGAUGAUUGGGCUUUUGGGGCUGCCAGGAGCCCUGCUCAGCUACAUCGGGCCCCUCACAGUCACCCCCACUGUCUCCCUCAUCGGCCUCUCUGUCUUCCAAGCUGCUGGAGAUCGAGCUGGAUCUCACUGGGGCAUCUCAGCGUUCUCCAUCUUCCUGAUCAUCCUCUUCUCCCAAUAUCUCCGAAAUGUUACCUUCUGGCUGCCUGGCUACAAAUGGGGCAAAGGCUUCACUCUCUUCCGGGUCCAGAUCUUCAGAAUGUUUCCUAUCGUCCUGGCCAUUAUGGUCGUUUGGCUGUUCUGCUAUAUCCUGACACUGACUAAUGUGCUGCCUGAUGACCCCAAUGCCUACGGCUUCAAGGCUCGGACAGAUGCCCGAGGGGAGAUCAUGUCCAUUUCACCCUGGAUCCGCUUCCCCUACCCCUGUCAAUGGGGCCUCCCCAGUGUGACUGCAGCUGCUGUUUUGGGCAUGUUCAGUGCCACAUUGGCGGGCAUCAUCGAGUCUAUUGGAGAUUACUAUGCUUGUGCUCGACUGUCUGGGGCCCCUCCACCCCCUGUUCAUGCCAUCAACAGGGGGAUCUUUACCGAGGGCAUCUGCUGUAUCAUUGCUGGGCUGCUCGGGACUGGCAAUGGCUCCACUUCCUCUAGCCCCAAUAUUGGUGUCCUGGGAAUCACCAAGGUGGGGAGUCGAAGGGUGGUCCAGUAUGGGGCAGUUAUCAUGCUGAUUCUAGGAAUGAUUGGCAAGUUCACGGCUCUCUUUGCUUCCCUCCCCGACCCUAUCCUGGGUGGCAUGUUCUGCACUCUCUUUGGGAUGAUCACAGCAGUGGGCUUGUCCAACCUGCAGUUUAUUGAUAUGAAUUCUUCCCGAAAUCUCUUUGUUCUGGGAUUCUCCAUGUUCUUUGGCCUGAUGCUGCCUAACUACCUGGAUUCCAACCCCAAUGCCAUCAACACAGGUAUUCCUGAAUUAGACCAGAUCUUGACUGUGCUGCUAACGACGGAGAUGUUUGUGGGUGGCUGUCUGGCCUUUAUCUUGGAUAAUACUGUCCCAGGGAGCCCGGAGGUAAGGGGACUGGUACAGUGGAAAGCUGGAGCUCAUGCCAACACUGAGACAUCUGCAAGUUUGAAGAGCUAUGACUUUCCUAUUGGCAUGAACACAAUCCAAAAGAUGGCCUUCUUGAAGUACAUUCCUAUCUGUCCUGUCUUCAAGGGCUUUUCUCCUAAGCCACGAAAACAGUUUCCUGCUCCAGAAGACAAUCCAGAAAACACAGACAUUCUAUCUCUGAGCACCAAGGUCUGAAAAAGUGACUUCUGGGAAA